AUGGGUUCUCUCGCUCCUUUCCCCCGCAUCAAGGAGGUGCGGUCCUACAUCAUUGACGGUGUUGGAUCUGGCGGUGAUUACCACAAUGUGAAAGGAGGUCACUGGCUCAUUGACAGCGACAUUUCCACCCCCAUGACGAAAUGGGCACAAUACCGGGGCUCGCGUACUUCCUGGGGUAUCAAUGUUUUGGGUUCAUUCUGCGUUGAGAUCGAAGCCACCGACGGCACCAAGGGAUUCGCUACCGGCUUUGGUGGUCCCCCGGCUUGCUGGCUAGUGCACCAGCACUUCCAGCGCUUCUUGACUGGCGCAGACCCCCGGGAUGUUAACGACCUCUUCGAGAAAAUGUACCGUGCCUCGAUGUUCUACGGCAGAAAGGGUCUUCCGGUGGCCGUGAUUUCCGUCAUUGACUUGGCCCUGUGGGAUCUCGUGGGCAAGAUUCGUAAUGAGCCUGUCUACAAGCUCAUCGGCGGCGCAACCCGGUCACGACUGGACUUCUACUGCACUGGACCUCAGCCGGCCGCCGCGAAGGCGAUGGGUUUCUCGGGAGCCAAGGUGGCUCUGCCUCACGGUCCCGACGAGGGUACCGAGGGCCUGCUCAAGAAUGUCGCUUACCUCCGUAAGCAGCGUGAGAGCGUUGGCCCCGACUUCCCCCUGCGUGUGGACUGCUAUAUGUCCCUGAACGUCCCGUACACGAUCCAGCUUGUCAAGCGUUGCGAAGCGGAGGGAAUCGACAUCGACUGGUGGGAAGAGUGCCUCAGCCCGGAUGACUUUGACGGCCACGCUCUCCUCAAGAAAGCCCAUCCCACCGUCAAGUUCACUACUGGAGAGCACGAGUUCUCGCGGUACGGCUUCCGCAAGCUCGUCGAAGGCCGCAACCUCGACAUCCUCCAACCCGACGUGAUGUGGGUGGGUGGUCUGACCGAACUGCUCAAGGUCUCUGCUAUGGCGGCUGCCUAUGACAUUCCUGUGGUCCCCCAUGCGUCCGGACCUUAUUCGUACCAUUUUGUGGUCUCGCAGCCCAACACUCCUUUCCAGGAGUACCUGGCUAACUCGCCCGAUGGAAAGACUGUGGAGCCCGUCUUUGGAAACCUUUUCAUGAACGAGCCCAUUCCCUCCAAGGGAUACCUCGAUGUCUCGAUCUUGGACAAGCCCGGGUUCGGUCUGGAACUCAACCCCAAUGCUCCCCUGAUCCCCGCGGCAUCCAUUCUCACCCCGGCUCCCCAGAAGAGCCUGGCGCCCCCUGUCGACAAGGAGCAUGGCGUUAACGGCAGCGCUCAGUAG
Molecule: messenger RNA, 1281 nt
Organism: Aspergillus terreus NIH2624
Lineage: Eukaryota; Fungi; Ascomycota; Eurotiomycetes; Eurotiales; Aspergillaceae
Product: L-rhamnonate dehydratase
Exons: 3
Coding region: 1-1281 (426 amino acids)
Biological process (GO): carbohydrate catabolic process
Molecular function (GO): magnesium ion binding; L-rhamnonate dehydratase activity
Source: RefSeq, a predicted model, not a curated record